This is a messenger RNA of Prunus armeniaca (apricot), 621 nucleotides long. Lineage: Eukaryota; Viridiplantae; Streptophyta; Magnoliopsida; Rosales; Rosaceae. The record is from the annotation of a GenBank genome assembly.
AUGGGUUGCUCUGCCUCCCUUCCAGAUAGGAGUUCUUCUGGGCGGUUGGUCGGGCCAAAUUCCGAAAACGGUGGCGCUUCUGAUGCCAAAAAUCUACGCGUGAAGCUAGUUUUGUUGGGUGAUUCUGGCGUUGGUAAAAGCUGUAUUGUUCUGCGUUUUGUUCGUGGUCAGUUUGACCCCACAUCCAAGGUGACAGUAGGAGCUUCAUUCUUGUCACAGACGAUAGCUUUGCAAGAUUCUACAACAGUUAAAUUUGAAAUAUGGGACACUGCUGGCCAAGAGAGGUAUGCUGCAUUGGCCCCCCUUUACUAUCGCGGUGCUGCAGUUGCAGUGAUUGUAUAUGAUAUAACAAGUCCGGAAUCUUUCAACAAAGCGCAGUAUUGGGUUAAGGAGCUACAGAAACAUGGGAGCCCUGAUAUUGUCUUGGCCUUGGUCGGUAACAAAGCUGAUCUUCAUGAGAAACGUGAAGUUCCUGUUCAAGAUGGCAUUGAAUAUGCAGAAAAGAAUGGAAUGUUCUUUAUUGAGACCUCUGCAAAGACAGCAGAUAAUAUUAAUCAGCUGUUUGAGGAAAUUGCCAAGCGGCUACCCCGUCCAGCCAUUUCGUCAACGCAGAAUCCAUGA